Stegodyphus dumicola is the source of this 1911-nucleotide messenger RNA. RefSeq names its product TATA-box binding protein associated factor 5 (gene Taf5). The record is from RefSeq and is a predicted model, not a curated record. Lineage: Eukaryota; Metazoa; Arthropoda; Arachnida; Araneae; Eresidae. Gene Ontology annotation, biological process: transcription initiation at RNA polymerase II promoter. Gene Ontology annotation, molecular function: RNA polymerase II general transcription initiation factor activity; protein binding. Gene Ontology annotation, cellular component: transcription factor TFIID complex.
CUGGAAAUGGCUUUUGGACAAUUGAUUUUUGUGCCAUGCUUUCCUCUCAACUUCAAGAGGAUCAACUGCAUCUGGAUGAGAUUGAAGGCGAUCCAGCAAUUUAUGAAGAUACUUAUGUUGGUCUUAAGAAGUUCAUUGAAACUGCUUUGGAUACAUACAGACAUGAACUUUCAAUGAUAUUGUAUCCUGUAUUUGUACACAUGUACUUGGAGCUUGUGUACAAUCAGCAUGAAGCUAAAGCCAAAUAUUUUAUGGAUAAGUUUGGACCAGAACAAGAAGAAUAUUAUUUGGAUGAUGUUAAAAAAUUGUCAUGUUUGACCAAAAAAGAUCACAUGAAAGGAAAUGAAUUUAUGGACAAUUUUAGGUCAGGUCAGUUUACGGUUAGAUUGUCAAGAGAUACAUACAAUUUCCUAAAACGACACUUGCAGGACAAGAAAAAUAAUGUUUUACAAAAUAUUAUUCAAGAGCAUCUUUAUCUUGAUGUAUAUGAGGGCAUUUCAAGAACUAAGCAACAAAUAGAUAGUACUGCUGGUGCAUUGGUUGGGGAAGCUGCAAGACAAGCAAAUAAAGGAAAAGUUUAUUAUGGGCUACUGAAAGAACCUGAAAUACAGAUCCCUGUUGAUGAAGAAGAUGAACCACAAGAAGGAGAUGACAAACCUAAAAAAAAGAAACCAAAGAAAGAUCCUCUGUUAUCAAAAAAAUCUCGUAAUGAUCCUAAUGCACCACCAGGGAACAGAGUUCCUCUCCCAGAGUUGAGAGAUGCUGACAAAUUAGACAAAGUUAAUGCCAUGCGAGAAGCCCUUAAAAGAGUUCGCCUUGGACCUAACAGUUUACCAUCAAUAUGCUUUUAUACAUUUUUAAAUUCUCAUCAGGGUGUAACUUGUGCUGAAAUUUGUGAGGAUUCUAGUCUUCUAAGUGCCGGUGCUUCCGAUUCUGUAGUAAGGAUCUGGAGCCUAAAUACAAAUAAACUUAAAGCUAUGAAACCAGCUUCAGAGCUUGAACAAGUUGAUAAAGAAGCUGAUGAUGUAUUGUAUAGGAUGAUGGAUGAAAGGAAUGCAAUCGAUAUGAGAACUCUUAUAGGACACAGCGGUCCUGUAUAUUCUACAAGUUUCAGUCCAGACAAAAAUUUACUGCUGUCAUGUUCGGAAGACUCUACUGUUCGUUUAUGGAGUCUGCAGACUUGGACCAAUGUUGUUUGUUAUAAAGGUCAUUGUUUUCCUGUUUGGGAUGUCAAAUUUAGUCCAUUUGGGUAUUAUUUUGCAUCUUGUGGACAUGAUAGAACUGCUCGACUCUGGGCAACAGAUUAUCAUCAGCCUGUUAGAAUAUUUUCUGGGCAUGUAUCUGAUGUAGAUUGCAUUCAGUUUCAUCCAAAUUCAAAUUAUAUUGCUACUGGUUCAAGUGAUCGUACAGUUAGGCUUUGGGAUGUUGCCAGUGGGAACUGUGUUCGGUUUAUGACGGGUCAUAAAGGAACUGUAUAUAAUCUGGCAUUUUCAACUUGUGGUCGUUUUCUUGCUUCAGCUGGUUCAGAUAAAAAAAUUCUAAUAUGGGAUAUUGCUUAUGGCCAUUUAUUAGCUGAAUUAAACAGUCAUACUGAUACAAUAUAUUCUCUGUGUUUUAGCAGAGAAGGAACUGUCUUAGCAUCUGGUGGUUUGGAUAACUGUAUAAAAUUGUGGGAUGUAACCAAGUUACUAGAGGAAAUUGAUCUAGAAGACUUAAAUAUUUCACAUGCCCCUAAUGUAAAGGUCAAUACAGAUGCUUAUCUCUUGGGAUCCUUCCCUACAAAAUCUACGCCAGUGUUAUCUCUUCAUUUUACACGGAGAAAUCUCUUACUAGCUGCUGGAAUGUAUCAUGGAUGACCUCAAGCAGCCAAAAUGUAUAUAUUGUAAAUAAAUACGUAUUUUUUGAAAGCUU